UUGAUACAUACACAUUCAUUAAUGAUACAUACUGAAAAAACGAAAAAUAAGCAAAGAUGUCAGCAACAAAAAAACGUGUUGUAUGGAGCGAGCAGGAUGACCAAAUCCUGAUUGAGCUGUGGGCGCAACGUGCUGCUGAUUUGCGUCGAGCCAAACGAAAUGGGCAUAUUUAUGCUGAUAUUUCCAAGCAAAUGGCGCAUACAAAAGUGCGCAAUUUGACCCAAAAACAUAGGGAUGAGAAAAAGAAUGUGGGUGCGUCAGGUGGCAGUCCAUCAACAUGGAAGCAUUAUAUAGCGCUACACCAAAUUAUUGGAGGAACCGCUGUUAACAAUGCGGAAGUACACGAGUCAUUUUUAUUAGACACAAUACUAAAUGAAUCCAGCCAGUCGGUAGUAGCACCAUCUCCAUCGCCUCCGUUAGCACCGUCAACACCUUCACCAUCGACAUCCAUAGCAGCAGCAUCGACGCCCUCGCCAGUACCACUGCUUUUAGCAUCAGCUGUAUCGCCUCGUGAUUCAUCUGCACCUGCUUCUUCUGGAAGAAAAAGAAAACAUACGGGAGAAGUGAUCAGGAUCAUGCAUGAACACACAGAAUUGCUGAGGAGUGUUGUGGAUGAUACCAAGGUGCUAACAAAUGAGGUUGUUACUGCCAUAAGGGAGCAAAAUGACACCUCCAAAGAGUUUUUAAAUUUAAUGAAGAUUUUCAUAGAUAAGUUUUAGACAAUAAGCGUACAUACACUCGUCGUAAUAACUAUAAAUCCACCACACAUUGAAAAGUUUUACCAACUAAUAUUUUUAUUAUUUAAUUAAUUUUUUUUUAUAAAAAAUACAUGUAGUCUAUUCUUAAGCAAAAACUGUACAAAUCCACAUUUCAAAAAGUAGAUAACUUAUGCAAAAAUCCAUCUAUAUGUUUAGCUUUUUGAUAAGAUUUUUUAGAAAGAUUUGUAGUAUGCAGUUUUAUAGAUUAUCAAAUUUUAGUACAAUAAAGUGCAAGUGCGAAGUUUCUGAAAAAUUCCGCUGACUCUACACUUACACUUAAUUCUGCUAAAAUUCAAUGGGCUAUAAAACUGCAUAUUAAAAAUGUUUUUAAACAACAUUAAAAAGCUCAAAACUUAGAUAGAAUUUUGCAAAAAUUUUCUACUUUUUACACAAAGUUGGAAAUUUGGAAUUAUACAGUUUCUGCUUAAAAAUAGACUAUAUUGAAAAUGACUUAAAUAAUAAAAAAAUAGUUGGUAAAACUUGUCAAUAUGGGGUGGGUUACAGUUAUUAGGACGAGUGCAUGUUAAAAUUAAUAUUUUAAAAAUAUGUGAAAUGACAUAAAUGAAUAGACCGAAUUGUUUUUUAGUUUUAUAGUCAUUAUAUUACAAGUGCUUGUUAAAAUUAAUUUCUUUAAAAGUGAAAUUAAUAGACUGAAUUGUUUCUUAAUUUUAUAGUUAUUAGAUUACAAG
Messenger RNA from Rhagoletis zephyria (snowberry fruit fly), 1447 nucleotides. RefSeq lists its product as uncharacterized. Gene Ontology annotation, biological process: positive regulation of DNA-templated transcription. Lineage: Eukaryota; Metazoa; Arthropoda; Insecta; Diptera; Tephritidae. Gene Ontology annotation, cellular component: nuclear body. The record is from RefSeq and is a predicted model, not a curated record.